AUGGAUAAACUGUCUGAAAAAGAGCUAGAAUUAGUGGCUGUAUUGAUGAGGCUUCUGUGGCUUAGAAGAAAUUCUUUUAUAUUUGAAAAGAAGUUCAAAGAUCUUGAUUCUGUAGUUUGCACAGCUAGAGCAGUUAUUGAGGACUUUCAAGAAACUCGAACACAUGAAGUAAAGAUAACAAGUGCAGCUAAUAUGGGAAGUGGCAGUCAAAGAUGGAUAAAGCCUAUACAGGGGUUCAUUAAAGCAAACUGGGAUGCCUUUACAAAUACAAGAAAUCUGGGACUAGGAAUUGUCUUGAGGGAUGAGGUUGGAGAAGUUCUGGCUUGUGCUUGCUUUAAAAAGCCACCAGUUUUGAAUUCAAGUUUAGCUGAAACUAUGGCAUUAUGGCAGGCUGUUGAACUGAGCCAUGAGUUGGGUUUCAAUAGAGUCAUCCUUGAAGGAGAUGCUCAAGUGGUGAUAUCUGCUGUUAACAGUGUGGAUGAGGAUCUAUCUUCUGGUGGGCAUAUAGUAGAGGAUGUCAAAGCUGUGUUAAGAGAAAGAAGAUCAUGGAAGAUUCAGUUUACAAGAAGAGAAGGAAAUGAAGUAGCACAUUUGUUAGCAAAAAAAGCUUUAUUAGUUGAGCAGGACCAGAUUUGGAUUGAUGAGUGUCCAGACUUUAUUUCUUUAGAAGUUUGUAAGGAGUCAUAUUGUACUGGUGAUUCUUAG
This is a messenger RNA of Carya illinoinensis, 705 nucleotides long. RefSeq lists its product as uncharacterized. The record is from RefSeq and is a predicted model, not a curated record. The transcript has a single exon. The coding region runs from base 1 to 705 and encodes 234 amino acids. Gene Ontology annotation, molecular function: RNA-DNA hybrid ribonuclease activity; nucleic acid binding. NCBI's taxonomy places the organism in Eukaryota, Viridiplantae, Streptophyta, Magnoliopsida, Fagales, Juglandaceae.